GCGCCAAGUGGCAUUCACGGCGAAAGAUAUUAACUCCCACAUUCCAUUUUAAUAUAUUGCAGCAGUUUGUUGAGAUUUUGAUUGAAGAGAGCGAAAACAUGACAAAGACCCUAAAGCAUACGGGAGGCACAGUUGUAAAAGAUUUAACAUCGUUUGUUAGUGAACAUACGCUGAAUGCAAUAUGUGAAACUGCAAUGGGCACUUCCCUAAGAGAUCUAAAUGCAUUCCAACAAUCUUAUCGUGAUGCGAUUCACCAAAUGGGCGAUCUUCUUGUUCAUAGAACAAUGAGGCCGUGGCUGUACUUCGAUUGGAUAUUUUCAUUAACGCCAAAAGGUAGAGACCAAAAAAAGCUUCUGAAGAUAUUACAUGGAUUUACCGAAAAAGUAAGAAGACUGCUUCAAAUU
This is a messenger RNA of Wasmannia auropunctata (little fire ant), 404 nucleotides long. Its product is annotated as cytochrome P450 4C1-like. Gene Ontology annotation, molecular function: oxidoreductase activity, acting on paired donors, with incorporation or reduction of molecular oxygen; heme binding; monooxygenase activity. The transcript has 3 exons. The record is from RefSeq and is a predicted model, not a curated record. NCBI's taxonomy places the organism in Eukaryota, Metazoa, Arthropoda, Insecta, Hymenoptera, Formicidae. The annotation marks the transcript as partial.